CCACCUUUGAUUAAAAAAGAUGUAUUAUCAAAAUGUAUCGUCAUUUUUAUAACCGUAUUUGUUUGAUUAAAAAAAACUUUACGAGCAUGCGCUCUGAGAUGUUUGCUUUGAUCCCGGGAGGGGGAAGGGGGAUGCUGCCAGGGAAAAGAGGAGGAGGAGGAUGAAGAGGAGGAGGAUGUCCACCGGCAGCAGCACCGAGCGCCCCUCCAUCCCAUAAACCUGACAGAAACCAGACAUGUGCUGCGUUCAGAUGCAGCUCCAUCCAUGAGAAGACCGUCGCCCUAAUCUGCGGGAUUAUUUCACCUCUUCAUUCCAGACGAGGCACGAGCUUCAUCCAUGGACGGAUGCGGGGAGAACGAGGCGCGAACGGAGCGCAACAGACUGACGGAGGAGAGAGACGAGGCCCACAGGCAGCUCAAGCACAUCAAGAGAGUGUCCCAGAUGGUGAUCGAGGAGGUGAGCGUCCUGCAGACUCAGCUGGAGGUCGAGAAGUCGUGUCGGGAGAAUGCGGAGGCCCUCGCCACUAAGCUCAGCUGCGAGAACAGGAAGCUGAAGUAUCUGAGCCUGUCGUCCCGGCCGUGUUUGGACGAGCUGCUUCCCAGCAUCUCCGACUGCAUCGCCCUCCAGACGGACGGAGACGCCGAGGCGGCCGACGGCGGUCCGGACCCCUUCUCACAAUGCCAGCAGCAGGUCAAAGAGCUGAGGGAGACGGUGAGCAGCCUGUUGGAGGAGAAGAAGAGCCUCCUCUGUCAGGUCCACGAGCAGCAGCAGAGGAUAGAGGAGCUGAGCUCACAGGCGGAGAAGGACCAGGCGGAGGUGAAGCAGCUCCGUGAAACGGUGGAGCAGCAGAGCAGAAACAUCAAGAGGUUUAACAGAGUCUCCCUGAUGGUCGCUCAGGAGUACGAGGGCAUAAAGGAGCAGCUGGACCUGGAGCAGAACCUCAGAGUCCAGGCCGAGACCUACGCCCACGAGAUGCUGGUUAAGCAGAAGGAGGCCAACAGGCAGAGCAUGCUCCUGCUGCAGAGCACUGAGCCCAGCAUUCAGCUGCUCAAAGCUCUAGAGGACGUCGCCGCCGUCACCAAAACCCUGGAGGAGGAGCGCCUGCAGCAUCAGCAAAAGGUCCAGAACCUGGAGGCCCAACUGGAGCAGAGCUGCGUGAAGGAGCAGCUGGAGGCUCUGCAGAGGCAGCUGGAGAUGCUGGAGGAGGAGAAGAAGGAGGUGGAGGGACAGCUGGAGGAGGCGGAGAAGAAGAACCGGGAGCUGGAGGACACGGUUCUCCGGCUCCAAGAGACCCACCACGAGAUCGCCACGGCAACCGGCGCCUGCCCUUCUCCCCCAGCCCCUGAGGUUGCCCCGCCCCCUGCACCUAUCCCACAGCCGCCCCCACCUCCUCCACCCCCACCCCCACCUCCUCCGCCCCCUCCCCCGUCCAGGUGCAACCCCCUCAGCUCCCUCAUAGCCAUCAUGAGGAAGUCCUCCAAAGGCUCCAAGGCGGCCGUGAAGGUGGAGGCCCCCCCAGCUGCCGAGGGGGUGGAUGAGGUGAAGGUGAAGGCGGUGAACGAGAUGAUGGAGCGGAUCAAACACGGCGUGGUGCUGAGGCCCGUCAAGAGUCAGGACGCCAAGAGAACGGCAGUGAAGCCUCCAGCCUGUGAGGAGACGCAGCAGGAGAGCGCCAUGGAGGAGCUGAAAGGAAUUCUGGAGACGGUGAAGAGGAGCCCCAGCAGAGGCUCCCAGGAUUCGGGGCCGUCCCCCCCAGGAAAGAAGGACAGCGAGCUGGAGGUCAUCCUGAGACGCCGACGCAACAAAGCGGGAGAGGCCGCGUCCGGAGACGAGGGUCACAUGACCCACGUGUCGUCCUCCGACAGCCUAAAUGGACGACGCACCAGCAGCAGCUCGGGGAAGAGUGCAGAGAGCCCCGCGGGGCCGAGUGGUCCUGCAGAGACCACCGGGACCCGGGUCAGUCCAGAGAGGCGGGCCUCAGGACCCGGACUCACUGUGGCCCGGAGGAAAAGCUCCGACACGGGCGGACAGAGGACGUCCUGCAGCUCCACGUCUGAGAGAGAAGCUGCAGAGUCUCCGGUCAGCAACGGCUGCUUCAGCAGCGUUGGGACAGUGGAUCAGAUCCAUUCUAACGGAGUCGACCCCGCCCACGCCGAAGGGCCCGCCCACGCCGAGCCACUCAAUGGCAGCAGCGACGCCGAGUGUUGACCCCGGUGUCGUUUGCGUGGCCCCACCCUGUGUGAUUCGUGAAAGAUCCGAUCCUUAACGCCUUUUUGCGACUCCAGUUUGAACCGAGCGGAGAAUCAAACGUUUGUUAGGCCGACUCUAGAAACCACAGAAGAGGUGGCUUUAAAAACCUGAUCCUGGUCCAUGUUCUGGUCCAGGUUCUGGUCCAGGAUCCACACUGAAAAAGUUGAAUGUGCAGCGACUGCAGAACACCCCCCACCACCACCAUAAACCCCCAACCGAUCCACCUUAAAAACUGGAAUUUCCAAACAGACCAGAAGAUAAAACGUUUUAGAAACAAUUCAAAGAAAAAGAUUUCAAAACCAAAUUAACCAGAAGAAAGUAAAAUAAAAACACAAAUAUGUCCAACAGGACAUGAGAAUCAGUAAAUAAUAAAUACAAACAAUAAUAAAACAUUUAUACAUGC
Oryzias latipes (Japanese medaka) is the source of this 2653-nucleotide messenger RNA. It is a transcript of the gene shtn3, whose product is annotated as shootin 3. Gene Ontology annotation, biological process: positive regulation of neuron migration; neuron projection morphogenesis. Lineage: Eukaryota; Metazoa; Chordata; Actinopteri; Beloniformes; Adrianichthyidae. The record is from RefSeq and is a predicted model, not a curated record. Gene Ontology annotation, cellular component: axonal growth cone; cytoplasm; cell leading edge.